Molecule: messenger RNA, 1146 nt
Organism: Diachasmimorpha longicaudata
Lineage: Eukaryota; Metazoa; Arthropoda; Insecta; Hymenoptera; Braconidae
Product: U11/U12 small nuclear ribonucleoprotein 48 kDa protein-like
Exons: 5
Coding region: 40-1041 (333 amino acids)
Source: RefSeq, a predicted model, not a curated record
GCCAAUGAGACUCAUUACUUUGUUAAUUAUCAACUGACAAUGGAAGACAGUUUGAUAAGUCGUGACCAAGAGAUCGAUCUCCUCACAAAUUUCACUACAAAUACGAAAAAUGAGUUGAAUGGAAUAUUGUUGAAGAUUUCUCCUUCAAUAAUCUGCCCAUUCAACUCCUCGCACCGACUGCAUCCUGAAAGCGUAGACAAUCAUAUUGAAAGUUGUCUCUGGAAAGCUGAAGGAUACAGCAGAGACGAUGUACCUUUAUCGACGGCUUCAGUCCCCCCCGAUGCACCCACUUGUAUAAAAUUGGAUGAAAAAAUCAUACAGGAAAUUCUCCAGGAGACAAAGCCCCCCGGUGCACCUGCCACAGAAGGUGAGGACAGUCGGUUGAUUCCACGCACCUCAGACAGACUGUUAAGUGAUUUUACCCCCGAGGAACGAAGAAUCCUCUACGACUACGUGGUAUCCCAUACAGAGCCCCCAGAUAUUGGAGAAGACAUUGCUGACCUCAAUAGAACGCAUCGAGAUGAAGCUGGUAGAUCAUCCUAUCUGGAGCUUUUGGCUCAGGAAAGGAACUUGAAGAGAAGGAGAGUUAAACAUCGUGGGGUGCACACGAAUAAAAAAUCGCAGACUGAGAUAAUGCGAGAGGUUAUACAUCAGCAGAUGGAGAUGCUGUCGGAGUACCUCGUCGAGAAAAAUCAGUCUACCGAGGUCUUGUCGAAUGCAGGAGAUGACAGAGGCCCCAGGAAUGGGGUUGAACCCGUGAAGGAGGACAAAAGGGACACGAGGGAUCGAAGCCACUCGAGAUAUGAUCGAAAGUCCAGGAAUAUUAGGAGAGACUCUGAUGAUUUUAUUUCGUCUGAGAGGACAAAACAUUCCAAACACUCGAAGUCUUCGAGAAGUCGCCCACAUUCACAAGGACGAAAGAAGCAUAAAAAACACCAGAGAAGUUGUUCAAGAGAUCGGGAUAGGCACAAAUCGGGAUUCAGGAAUCGAUCGAGGAGUCGAGAGGAGAGACAUUCGAGGAAACGAAGGAGAAGCCCAUGAAACUGAGGAUUUUUUGUAGAAAUGUACUGAAAAUUUUGAAGACGAUGAAGUGUAAAAUAUUUUCAGGUACAAAAAUAAAUUAAUUUUAUGGGUAAUUAUUUUUAA